Molecule: messenger RNA, 7462 nt
Organism: Canis lupus familiaris (dog)
Lineage: Eukaryota; Metazoa; Chordata; Mammalia; Carnivora; Canidae
Gene: ARRB1
Product: arrestin beta 1
Exons: 16
Coding region: 137-1393 (418 amino acids)
Biological process (GO): signal transduction; visual perception; G protein-coupled receptor internalization
Molecular function (GO): G protein-coupled receptor binding
Source: RefSeq, a predicted model, not a curated record
GCGGCGGCGGCGGCGGCCGGGAGCGGAGGAGGCGGAGCAGGGAGCCGGGAGCCGGCUGGCCCGCGCUCCUCCUGCCGGCCGGGGAUUUUCCAGCCUGGGCGCUGUCGCCUCGGACCUCCUGCGGCCGCGGCGGACCAUGGGCGACAAAGGGACGCGGGUGUUCAAGAAGGCAAGCCCGAAUGGAAAGCUCACUGUCUAUCUGGGAAAGCGGGACUUUGUGGAUCACAUCGACCUCGUGGAUCCUGUGGAUGGCGUGGUCCUGGUGGAUCCUGAGUAUCUCAAGGAGAGGAGAGUCUACGUGACACUGACCUGCGCCUUCCGCUAUGGCCGGGAGGACCUGGAUGUCCUGGGCCUGACGUUUCGCAAGGAUCUGUUUGUGGCCAACGUGCAGUCCUUCCCGCCAGCCCCUGAGGACAAGAAGCCCCUGACACGGCUGCAGGAGCGCCUCAUCAAGAAGCUGGGCGAGCAUGCCUAUCCUUUCACCUUUGAGAUCCCUCCAAACCUCCCGUGCUCUGUGACAUUGCAGCCAGGGCCUGAAGACACGGGGAAGGCCUGUGGUGUGGACUACGAGGUCAAAGCCUUCUGUGCCGAGAACCUGGAGGAAAAGAUCCACAAGCGGAAUUCUGUGCGCCUGGUGAUCAGGAAGGUUCAGUAUGCCCCGGAGAGGCCUGGCCCCCAGCCCACAGCUGAGACCACCAGGCAGUUCCUCAUGUCGGACAAGCCCUUGCAUCUAGAAGCUUCCCUGGAUAAGGAGAUCUAUUACCAUGGAGAACCCAUCAGCGUUAAUGUCCACGUCACCAACAACACCAACAAGACAGUGAAGAAGAUCAAGAUCUCGGUGCGCCAGUAUGCGGACAUCUGCCUUUUUAACACAGCCCAGUACAAGUGCCCUGUGGCCAUGGAAGAGGCUGAUGACACAGUGGCGCCCAGUUCAACAUUCUGCAAGGUCUACACCCUGACGCCCUUCCUGGCCAACAACCGAGAGAAGCGGGGCCUCGCCCUGGACGGGAAGCUCAAGCAUGAAGACACGAACCUGGCCUCCAGCACCUUGUUGAGGGAAGGAGCCAACCGGGAGAUCCUGGGCAUCAUUGUUUCCUACAAAGUGAAAGUGAAGCUGGUGGUAUCUCGGGGCGGCCUGUUGGGAGACCUUGCAUCCAGUGACGUGGCUGUGGAACUGCCCUUCACCCUAAUGCACCCCAAGCCCAAAGAGGAACCUCCACAUCGUGAAGUUCCAGAGAACGAGGCUCCAGUAGAUACCAAUCUCAUAGAACUUGACACAAACGAUGACGACAUUGUGUUUGAGGACUUUGCCCGCCAGAGGCUGAAAGGCGUGAAGGACGACAAGGAGGAAGAGGAGGAUGGUACUGGCUCACCACAGCUCAACGACAGAUAGACUGGGGCCUGCCCUCCCUCUGGGCAGCUCCACGGCCGCUCUCAUGCACUAGGAUGCUUACUCGUCUUCUUCCUGUCCUCGUUCCCUCUCCCCUUGUUCUUCUAGUUUCUACCAGGGGGCCCAAUGGUCUCCCGGGUUACGGUGGUGAACCUCCGGCCUCAGGAUUGGCCCAUCACCGUGCUGUCAGGGCCACAUGGGCCACCUUCAACCCUCUCACCCCUCUCAUGGGUCACCCCUCCAGGCCUCCCCCCUUUUCCUGCUGACUCCAGAAAGGCCAUCCUGGCUUUGGCCUUGGGAUUUGACUUGGGAUGGGGAGCAGAAUGGGGAGGGUGGGGCAGAGAUCUCAAGACAUGUGAGGAGAUGGCCACGGUCCCAGGUGGCUGGCGCAUCUCUGGCAGCUAAAAGAUGACCGUGCCAAGGGCUACCCUCUUCUGGCUAGGAGGGGCACACCUGUGGAUAGGGUCUCAAUACCUUUUUGGCAUUUGGAUCUACCAAACGCCUCUCCCCUUCCACCCCUCUGUCCCCAUCCUGUGUCCCUCUGUGUCUGCCAGUGACAUUGGUGAAGGUUCACGGACCUCAGGAGUAGAGAAAAGCUACUGGACUGCCAUUCUUACCAGCAGUUACCCAGUCUAAGGCAAGCUGUGUGAACUAGCCCGUCUAAUUCAGUACUAUCAGGAUGGAACGUCCUAGCUACCUUGUAGCUUCUGUGUGUGUCCUAUCUGUACACAUGCAUAGAGAGACAAGGGAGGGGUCUUCACAAAGCACUACCUGGUGGCAUAGUGAGUCCACACUCCUGAGGAGGUUUCCGGAAAGGUGGCUCUGAAAGCUGGGGUUAGGGGCAAGAAGGUGAGGAUCUGCUCUUCUCUCCUUUGCAGAUGUAAGAGCAAACAGUGAUCCCAUGGGAAGUAAGGCUGGAGGUCCAGAUGGGGCUGGGGACACCCAUAUCCUACUACCUCCCCUUGCAGUUUUCCACAGCUGGGCUGGGCUGGCCCUGCAGGCUGGGAGAGAGUGCUCGAGGCCACCAUGCCCACAGUCAGGGCCUCCUCCCCCAGGAGGCAGCAUGGUCCAUUGAUAUCCCUCACCUAAAAGGAAGGGGGCUGCUGGGUAUCCAGGAACCCUUCAUUUCCUUGGGGAGUUGAUUCCCCCACACACCGUCCAUCCCCCCGCCACCCACCACCAGUAGCUCCCAGUGCCAUGGAUACCCAGUACCCAUUAACUGGUGUUGCUUGAUUGGGACCUGGGGCAUUUUUAGGCAAUAAGGCAGGCAGAUGAUGAGGUAGAAAUUGAUAAAAGGUAUUUGUUCUUGUUUGGCCUUUGACACCCACUUACUGUGUGACCUUGGACAAGUUCCUUUCUCCUUCUGGGCCUCAGUUCUUCACCUAGAAGACCAAAGGGUUUGACCAGAUGAUCACAAAGGGACCUCCCAGCUCUGGCCUCCAAGAAUAUGUAAACCUCAAAGUUUCUGGUAUGACUGGUAGAGCCAGAUACAGACCAUUGACAAUGGUCUGUCUGCUUCCAGGGGUGAUUUAUUGGGCCCCAGAGGUAGCAGGGCCAUGGGGAGCUCCUAGCCCACCCCUUCCCAGGCCCUUCUUGGGCCCCUGGAAGGUCCUCUGAUGUCAAGCUGUGGCCAUAGCUAGCAUGAGCUAUUUGGCCCUAGGGCCUGAAUAUUCUAGAAGACCAAGCUUGCAUUUGCUUUGACAGGGCCCUUGGGUACCUCACAGCUCCCUGUGGAUGCAGACUCCCUGAGGUUUACCUUAUACCCAAGUGAAUAUAUUGCUUAGCAGGGUGGGGGUGGGGGUCUUUCCUCCAUCUCUGCUCCCAUUUAUCUCUGUCCCAUACUUGCCUGAUAAAGAAGACAACAAAAUUUUAUUAUGCAAGUUGGGACUCAGCCCUCUUCAGUCCAGCCCCUCCCGGGGUGGGCAGUGUCACCAUUAUCCAUGGUGAGAAUACCCAGUUCACAAGCCUGGCACUGCACCCCAGCCCUUCCCCUCCUGAAUCUCAUGAAAACUCGAUUCUAGGGAGCCCUACCCCAUGUCAGGCCCAAGGCAGCUUGGGGCAGCCAUAUAUUAUCCUGGCCAGCUCUGGGUGCCCCAGGCAUCCAGCCCCUACCAGAGCUUGCUUGCAGUUACACCUCAUCGGAUGGCUGAAGAGUUGACAAAGGGCUGGAACAGCACAUGCCGAGCACUGCUCUCCAGUGGCUUCCUCUGGAACCUUUGAGGCUGGGAUGAGACCCUUUAGGAUUUGAGGUGAUCACUCCCUUCCAUCCCUUCCUUCAUGCCUCACCCAUGCACGUGAUAGAUUUGUCAGCCUGUUUUCUUAAGCUUCUUCACCUCAAUAUCACACUCACCCUUCUGGGUUUGUCCCAGUGUUUGGCUGAAAUUUCUCCACCUGCAGGAAGUAUUAGAGCCCCACCUAGACUUUUACCUUUGGGGCCCAGGGCUGCAGAAGGGCAGCCCUUGACCUCAGGAAGCUCAUGGUCAGGUGAAAGUUAUAGGGGGAAGUCAUGGGGGCCACUGCAUUCAGGGCUCCUUGGCUGCUGCUAGUCCAUAUAGUGCCUUGAUGUGAGUUAGAAGCAGUGCACCUUCCAGGUGGACCGGCCCAUGUUGGAAUGCACAGCUUUGUGAAUGGUGCACGGGCUGGAGUUUAGCCCCACUUACCCUAGCCAGUGCAACACAAGCUGGAGUGUUUCCUUGGGCCUCUUCCUGGGAGAAGGACCCAGAGCAUCUUUCAGAGCUUUUGAUUGGUUCCAGACCCCACUCUGCCUGCAGCCCACAACUAUGACCAAGUCCUUCUAUGCAGGGUCCCUGGAUAGAAGGACUGGAGUCAGCCUGUCUAGAGUCAGGUGAGACCUUGGAGUGAGAUUGGGGGUGAAGGAGCCCCACUGGGCCCCAGGCACCAGCCCAUAGUUUUGGCUCUGUGCUGACCACACUGGUACCUUCCAGUGGGCCAUGUAGGUGGCAUAUAGAGAGCAGUCUGGGCAGGAAGGAAGAGCAUGGUCCAGGGUGAAAACCUACAGGCAGAGGCCGGCUGGACUUUCUCAGCAUUUCACCCAUGAGAAGGGUUAGGCCCCAUGAAGAGAAGAACUGAAUUAUUCAGUUGGACUCCAUGGGCUGUCUCAGCCUCAAAGCACAGAGGGUGAGAGUGGGCACACUGGGGGCUGGUUUUAGCUCGGCUCAUUGCUGAAAAGCUGGUUCCCACGUGGUGCCGUGAAAAGCAUGCUGGCCUGGAAGUCCACACUGCCUCCGGUCUAGUUGUCACCAACCAGCUGAGUAGCCUUGAGCAAGUCACUCAACCUCUUGGGCUCAAUUUCCCUAACUAUAAAAUGGGACAGUAAUCCCUUCUCCACCUGACUCAAGGCGCUUGAAGCCCAGAUGAGAUGAAAGUCAGCUCUGUAAGCUGCAGAUGGCUGCACAGACUGUGGUCCUACCACUGCAGGGCAGUAGCCCAGGGUCACACAGGAAGAUCACUGCGGGCUGAGUCCUCCUCCCACCAGUCUUCAUCUCUUGCCCCCUUCUCUCUUAGGCAGAUGUCAACCAGAAGGAGAUGCAGUCAGUUUGGGUUUGGUGACACAGCUGAGAGAAAAAUGCAGACACUAUUCAGGAAUGCCUUACCCACAGAGAGUGGUCCCAGCAAUCAUGACAGAGAGACAAGCCAUGGAGAUUGCCAGGGAUUGGGCUGGUGGGCAUCCUGGACCCUCCCAGUCCUGGUGCCACUCCCAUCUCCCAGUUUUUUGAUCCCACAGAGGCCAGGAAGCCUUGGCUCUGAUCCCAGAUUAGGGAGAGCCACUAGCCUCCAGGCCCAGGGAGGGCCAAACCACUAUUCCAUCAAAGAACCCCAAGGGUGAGGUGGAAUAGAAAUUGCCCUUUAUAGUGGAAGGCCUCCUCCAUCACAGCUACCAAUACACCUUGAUGACACUUGGGAGGCAUUUGGGCCCAGGGAAAACCCAGGCCCCUUACCCUGCUGACCCGUUCCCCAGUGGUUCCAGUGUCCCACAAAGACAGCUUCUCCUACCAGUGACUGGGGACGGGACAUUCUUCACCCAUCCCAGAGGAAGGCAUUGGCCCCAAUCUUGAACUAUUAUAGGGUCUUACAGGCAUAGGCCUAUAUCUCUUCUGUUUUUCUUUUUAAAGUCGACAAGGACCAAAACACACUCUAUCUUGACCUACAUGCAUAAGCCUGCAUCGAGCAGUUUGAUGGCAUCUUGCCAUCUUUGUCCAGGCAGGUCUACUGCUUCUGUCCUCCCUCCAGGACUGAGAUGGCCUACCUGUGGGGCAGGAUCCCCACCUCUUCCACUCCCCUGCAGAGUUCCUGCACUGUGGCUUCAAAGAGAGGCCCAUCGAAGGAGGGGCACCUCUGUCCCCCAGCAAUCUCCUCCAACUCUUCACUCUGAAAGGGGAGUCAAAGCACAGGUCCUCAGGACCCAUGACCUACAGACACUCUGAUAUAGUGGUUUUCAAACCAGGUGCUGUGGAACUCCUGGGUUUCACAGAGCUUCACCAGGGGCUGCUAAAGUGGGAAGAUGGGGGUGGAGGCAAAGGCGAGGUCUCCAGCUCUCCCCCAACCCCACUUCCACCAGGACAACUCUGCUUUCAUCUGUCUUGCCUAUUGAGGUUACACCUUCAAACUUUGGAAGAAAAGCUUCAUCAAACCACCAUUCUGAGGUUUGAUCUUCAACCAGCAAGCACAGGUUCUCUUCUUGCUUUUCAUGUUGGAAUGGCUCUAGCAUUCCAAUACAAAGUGUCUUUGUAUUGGAACUUGGGUUGCAACCCAGGCCCAAGCACUUGCUUACACACACACACACACACACACACACACACACACAAACACGAUGGUUUUGCGACAUACCCACCCUGAAGCUCUGGCCUGGGUUUUGAUUUGGGCAAGGGCCUGGUGCUCAGUGAGGAUGGGUCUUGCCUUGAUAUCAGCCCAUGCAGUGUAGGGGACUGUGGAACAAGGAAAUAGGCCCAGCCCCUACCCCACAGCUUGUGUCUGCACCCCACUCCCCUGGCCCAGGCCUAAGGGACACAUGGGAGAAGGAGAAACUAGACUCAGGUUCUUCUUUACGUGUAGCCAGAUGGAUGGACGUCUGGGUUUUUCCAAAAGAAAUGUUGAGGGAGGACUUUAUGCCAGAGGUCCCUCCAUAAGGACAUAGUCCCUCUAGAGACUUUUAAGUGGAAAGUUUCCUUUGAGCAAUUCUAAUAGGAUUCUAUUCCCACAUCAGUGGACAAGCAAGUUUGGGGGCAACAGAAAGGUGCCUGAAGAGAUGCUACGGUCUCCCACUCACAGUCUCCCGCAUUCUCUGCCAACUUGCCCCUCUGCACGAGUUCCCCACAAGAGCUGACCAAGGGGUGGCACAUUGGGGAGACCUGGACUAGCCUUUGACAGGGGAUCCUGCUUGGCCUCCUCCCACUGAGGGCAUUCUAGGUGGAAAUACGAGGCUCAGGGCACAGCAGACUAUGUGGCAUGGGAGAAAGAGUCCUAAGUGCAGUCUGAGUAUGCCCCUGGGAACCUCCACUGAACUCAAUUUCCCCAUGUGUAAGAUGGGGCUUGUGCCAGGCCCUGCUCACCUCACAGGUUACUGCAAGGGGAGGUCAUGGGAAGUAUGAUAGGUGGUAUCAUACAUGAAUGAUGAAUGAAGUGGGAGUCACACAAACUUGGGGUGUAGACAUGGCCUGCACGGUAGAUCAGCAAGUACUUGGGAGAAUGAGUACGGGAGGUGCCAUCUUCCUGGGGCAUCUCUGCUCAGAGUUAAGGUCUAGCCACACAGAUGCUAUGGGAGACCGGUCUCUUGCUACCCAAUGGGAGCCAGCAUUCAGCUUGGCACAGUGACUAUGGAUCCUGGACGCAGGGAGUGACAGGUGUCUGGGACAGGUCUCCAGGUCCGUAGCCCUUCUGUUAAGUGAUUAUUUUGUGACACCCUCUUUCCUGGGCCACCUGCCAGGUUUAUCUGUUGUACCUGUGGCAUUCCUUAUUAUGUCAGAUAAGUUAUUACAGUUUAUUCAACUCUAACAGGACAAAUGAACAAGAGAACCAUAAAUAGGAGACCAUUAAAGGUCUUUUGUGACAGAU